GGGAACGCGGGUUGGGGCGGGGCCUGAGCCGGAGGGGCGGGGUGAAAAGGCCCCGCGCCGGUAAAGGGGCCGCCCGGAGCGCGGUCCCAGCCGUCUACUGCCGCCAGCCGUCCAUCCCUUCCAACUCGCCGCCCGCCCCUUCCCCGCCUGUUGCCAUCACCCGGGAAACGGGCCGCGACCGCCCGCCGACCCCAAGCUGGUUUCAUGGCAGCCGCGAAGAAAGCAGUUUUGGGGCCGUUGGUGGGAGCAGUGGACCAGGGCACCAGCUCGACGCGCUUUUUGGUUUUCAAUUCAAAAACAGCUGAACUACUUAGUCAUCAUCAAGUGGAAAUAAAACAAGAGUUUCCAAGAGAAGGAUGGGUGGAGCAGGACCCUAAGGAAAUUCUGCAUUCUGUCUAUGAGUGUAUAGAGAAAACGUGCGAGAAACUUGGACAGCUCAAUAUUGAUAUUUCCAACAUAAAAGCUAUUGGUGUCAGUAACCAGAGGGAAACCACUGUAGUCUGGGACAAGUUAACUGGAGAGCCUCUCUACAAUGCUGUGGCUGCUCCAGUUUCUCCUGGCCCUUCAGAUCCAGUUGCCGUUGUUCCCUCUGGCUCUUCAGUUCCAGCUGCUGGCACUUCCUCAGUGUGGCUUGACCUAAGAACCCAGUCUACCGUUGAGAGUCUUAGUAAAAGAAUUCCAGGAAAUAAUAACUUUGUCAAGUCCAAGACAGGCCUUCCACUUAGCACUUAUUUCAGUGCAGUGAAACUUCGUUGGCUCCUUGACAAUGUGAGAAAAGUUCAAAAGGCAGUUGAAGAAGAUAGAGCUCUUUUUGGGACCAUUGAUUCAUGGCUUAUUUGGAGCUUGACAGGAGGAGCCAGUGGAGGUGUCCAUUGUACAGAUGUAACAAAUGCAAGCAGAACAAUGCUUUUCAACAUCCAUUCUUUGGAAUGGGAUAAAGAGCUCUGCGAAUUUUUUGAAAUUCCAAUGAAAAUUCUUCCAAAUGUCCGGAGUUCUUCUGAGAUCUAUGGCCUAAUGAAAAUCUCUCAUAGCCUGAAAGCUGGGGCCUUGGAAGGUGUGCCAAUAUCUGGGUGUUUGGGGGACCAAUCUGCUGCAUUGGUGGGACAAAUGUGCUUCCAGGAUGGACAAGCCAAAAACACGUAUGGAACAGGCUGUUUCUUACUAUGUAAUACAGGCCGUAAGUGUGUAUUUUCUGAACAUGGCCUUCUGACCACGGUGGCUUACAAACUUGGCAGAGACAAACCAGUAUAUUAUGCAUUAGAAGGUUCGGUAGCUAUAGCUGGUGCUGUUAUUCGCUGGCUAAGAGACAAUCUUGGAAUUAUAAAGACGUCUGAGGAAAUUGAAAAACUUGCUAAAGAAGUAGGUACUUCUUAUGGCUGCUAUUUCGUCCCAGCAUUUUCAGGGCUAUAUGCACCUUAUUGGGAGCCCAGUGCAAGAGGGAUCAUCUGUGGACUCACUCAAUUCACCAAUAAAUGCCAUAUUGCUUUUGCUGCAUUGGAAGCUGUUUGUUUCCAAACUCGAGAGAUUUUGGAUGCCAUGAACCGCGACUGUGGAAUUCCACUCAGCCAUUUGCAGGUAGAUGGAGGAAUGACCAACAACAAAAUUCUUAUGCAGCUACAAGCAGACAUUCUGUAUAUCCCAGUAGUGAAGCCCUCGAUGCCCGAAACAACUGCCCUCGGAGCUGCCAUGGCAGCAGGGGCUGCAGAAGGGGUUGGUGUUUGGAGUCUGGAACCUGAGGACUUGUCAGCUGUCACGAUGGAACGGUUUGAACCUCAGAUCAACGCUGAGGAAAGUGAAAUUCGUUACUCUACCUGGAAGAAAGCUGUGAUGAAAUCAAUGGGUUGGGUUACAACUCAGUCUUCAGAAAGUGGUGACCCUAGUAUCUUCUGUAGUCUACCCUUGGGCUUUUUUAUAGUGAGUAGCAUGGUAAUGUUAAUCGGAGCAAGGUACCUCUCAGGUAUGCCAUAAAUACUACCAACUCAUGGAUUCCAAAGAUGCGAGCUCUUUACCUAUCAAGAAAACCCAGCAAUUCUGUCUCUUAAUGUGAUGACACUAUUCAUAGACUCUGAUUUGAUUUAUAAGCCACUUGCUGCAUGACCCUCCAAGUAGACCUGUGGCUUGAAAUAAAGAAAAUGCAGCAGAAAGAA
Hippopotamus amphibius kiboko is the source of this 2147-nucleotide messenger RNA. It is a transcript of the gene GK, whose product is annotated as glycerol kinase. The transcript has 22 exons. Gene Ontology annotation, biological process: glycerol-3-phosphate biosynthetic process; glycerol metabolic process; triglyceride metabolic process. Gene Ontology annotation, molecular function: glycerol kinase activity. The record is from RefSeq and is a predicted model, not a curated record. The coding region runs from base 205 to 1968 and encodes 587 amino acids. Lineage: Eukaryota; Metazoa; Chordata; Mammalia; Artiodactyla; Hippopotamidae. Gene Ontology annotation, cellular component: mitochondrion.